AUGUUAUUUCUUGAUAAAUUUAUUUCAGCAAUACUUGAAGAUACCUAUAUUUCUGGUUGGAAUAGUUGGACUAAAAAUGGUGACAAAUAUUUUGGAUGGCGUUAUCAAAGCUUAGCUGGAACAGGCCAAAUUGUCUAUGGUAUAUGUGAAAAAACUAAUUCUCUAUUGCAUGACCAAAUGAAACAACCACGGAAAGGAUUAUACAAUCAAAGUAUUCUAACUGAAACAAACUUGCCUUCCACAACAUCAUCAUCAUCAUCACCAACAUCUGUAGACAAUGAAAAUGUACCAAGUGAAUUUUGGUUAUUUAGUCCACUGUAUAAAACAGAUACAAUAUUAAAUGUUCAUUUUGAAAUUACAUAUCAAAUGAAAAGUUGUUUACAACUUGGUUAUUUACAUCAAUCAUUGCAAUGUAGAGAACGUUUUGAUAUAUUGGCUUAUCAUACUGAUGUACAUUUAUCGUCUAUGGUACCAAAGGCUAAACAACAUGAUUCAUUUGGAAGUGAAAUGCAUUUACAUUAUUAUAAGGAUUUUACCGAUUUACAUGUACUAACAUUUCAACAGACAAGUGAAUCAUUUACAAAUGAAUUAAUAAUAAGUAGUUCAUUGAAACGUGUCACAAUACAAAUACGUCCAAAAAUGAAAUGGUUACAAAUAGCAUUUCGUGAUAAUGGUUCAUGUGUACUCAUUGAUCGUUUAAUUGCAUAUCAUUUAUCAUGUCCAGCUACUAAAUUUCGUCUAAUCAAUCUACCAGAAACAGAAGCUGGACAUGGAAAAGAAGUGAGACAAGUACAUGUUCAAUGUAUUCCAGGAUCCAUUUAUGUCAAUCAAUAUUCUACUUUCACAAAUUCACAGGAUCAAUUUACUCAAACUAAAUUAUUGAAUAAUUUGAAUGAUGUAAAUAUUGGAUUAGCAUUUUGUAUGGCUGAUGGUAAAUGGCAUUUACAAACAAAUCAAGGAUGUGUAUGUGAUUCUGGCUAUGAAAUGAUAGAACAUACGGAGACAUGUCAAGCAUGUCCAAGAGGAAUGUUUAAAUCAUCACCUGGUCUACAACCAUGCAAUUUAUGUCCAUUGAAUUCAAUUGCUCCACGAGCUGGUCUAAGAAUUUGUCAAUGUUUAUCAGGAUAUUUUCGUAUUGCACCGAAUUUAUCCGCGGAACAUAGUUGUUUAGGCCCACCAUCAGCUCCAAGAAAUUUAAAUGCUAUCCACAUCAACGGAACCUCAGUGGUUUUAUCUUGGGAUCCACCAAUUCGUUCAGGUGGUUUUCAUGAAACCUUAUAUCAUAUUCAAUGUCAAGGAUGUCAAAUAGAUACGGUGAAAUAUCAACCUGGAAAUCAUUUGAACAAGACUAAAGUGACAAUAACAGGAUUAAAUCCACAAACACGUUAUCAAUUUGAUGUUUAUGCACAUAAUGCUGUGUCGACUAGAACAGGAACAAUGUGGAUUAAUGUAGCUAGUGUAAUGGUAACAACUGGAUCAGGUGAAUUGAAAUGCAAAUAUUUUUGA
This is a messenger RNA of Schistosoma turkestanicum, 1506 nucleotides long. NCBI's taxonomy places the organism in Eukaryota, Metazoa, Platyhelminthes, Trematoda, Strigeidida, Schistosomatidae. The record is from the annotation of a GenBank genome assembly.